GAAUAAUAAAACAUUGAACCAAAUCAUGGUUGAGGAGUUUUCUAUUCUUAGGAAUCUUCGGUAUAGGUUGACUUUAACGCGCUGUGAAAAUAUAUUUAAACGUUGUGGGAAAAUAAGAGUUGCAUUGCACUGUACUGACAGGAAGAAAGCUCAUGACUGUUUUUGCUACGGAAAAUGGAGAAUCUUGUAUCAAAUUGCCGCGAUUCUAAUAUUAAAAGCGAAUGUAGUUAUUCGUUAUCAUAUGUUUACAACAUGGAUACCGGUUUAGUGGAAGCGCUGCCAGCAACCGCCAUCGAAAGUAGCAUGGUUGACGAAUUCGGCAGCAGUUCUGUUGCAGCUUCGCGGGAGCGGCCCGGAGGCGAGUCGGUCCUCCCCGUUAGAAAUGGGCACGGGGAAUUGACCAAAGGCAUCAAAGGAGGUGGGGAUGGACUCGAGUCGGGUCAGCUUGACAAUUCUCAAGAACUCCACCACCAGGGGAGAGCUAAUUCCCAGUCUGAAAUUUCACAGAAUGGAAACUGUUUGUUUGUUAAUUCUGCGCAGACGACGCACCCGAUCAAUUUGUGCGUAUCGAUAGCCGAUAACGAUCACGAGCUGAGGGCUGUUGGAGAUGGAGGCAGAUGCGACUUGAACGGAAACGAAUUGUUGGAGAAGAUCGUGAAAACUACAAUAGGGGACAUUUCUUACUCUCAUAUGUGGAAACAUCAAGAAUAUCAAUCAUUGUCGGUUGAAUACGAUAGGAUCGAAAAGGUGAACGAGCUCGUCGACGAAUCCCAAUUAUCUGAGCGACCUACUUACGGCGACAUCCUUGCCGCCACUGACAUACUUCAUUACGAACAGCGAGAACAUGAAGUCAAUAUGAUUUCGAUUGUAGAUGCGCACAAAUGCAUCAGCUCGAGCAUGGCACCAGCUACCAGAUUUAUGAAUAGUUCGACUUCGGAUGCGUCGAUGACGAAUUAUACUUUUUCUUCGACGAACCUCGUCGUCCUCGAUAUUCCCCGGAGAGCAGAGCAAUGCCCAGAAAAUGGAGAGGUCAUUUACGUACAGGACGAUGAAGCGUCAGAUGAAUCUCAGGCAAACAUUUGUCGACAAUCGCUAAAGAUUGAUGAGAAGUUCGUUCACGAAUCUGAGAAAAGCCGAUUGCUCAUCCCGCAUCAUCUUCCAGCGGAGCCGGAGAACGAGAUUGUAAUGAUAGACGAUGGGGAAGAUUCGGCAGAGUCGAGGGUUGACAAACCUUGCGUGGUGAUUUUCGAGAAUUCAUUAUCGGAAAGGACCGCCAUCCCUAGACUGGACAUACCUCACGAAAAUCGUGAUUUGAAGAUUAUCCGCGAAGCUGACGAUAAAAAAGAUGAAUUUCCAGUGCCGCCAAGUAUAAGCCGUCAGCUUGGAAUGUUUGGAACAACAGAUCAUGAUGAUGUCAGUGAACAAGAUCAUGAUCAUUAUGAGAAUGAACAAAAUGACGAUGACCGUCCAGCUGAAAGCAACAAUGAUUUUCACAAUGUUUUGACUUUACAAUCGUCACCAUCAACAGCAACAGAUUGUAACCAUGGUAACUGUCGCAUAGAAGGACCAUUAAUACAUCAUCAGCGUGUCGAUGACACAGCGACUGCAAUGAAGUCGACUGCAUAUUCGACUUGGUUGUCGAGAUCUUUCGGUGAAUAUGACCACGACUCCACCAGCCGAGAUGUUGAGCCGGCAGGUAACAUUUUGCCAGCGGUCGCCGUGCCGUCUACGCAGCCCAUCAGACCGGUCGCCCUAAGCGUUUCACACCCAGCCCCUCAUCAGCUGAUAGCUUGCGGGAUGACAGGUUUCUCUUCAGCCGUACCUCCCCCGGUCCAUCCUCAUCCAAUGCUACCCAUUCCUUUACCACCACUCGCUGUUUUCACUCAUCCCAUUCAUAUGUUACCGUCCACCUUCCCUUGGCAUAUCCAUAGCCAUGUUUCUGGACCAAUACCCGAACGAACACCCGGACGACACCCGACAAACUGUUCUCACUUAAUGCAUUCAACAACGAACACGACUACUGCGUUGAAUUCGACAGCAAGACUCGCCGCGAGCUACCCGCUCCUGAAGCGCGGCCGACGGCCUCGUCGCCCGCUGCUAACCGACAUCAUCCCAGCUACACCCCAAGAAACGAAUCACGGAACGUCGCCGCCUUUUACGAAACGAACUGAAGCAAAUGCAAGAGAGAGGGAUCGCGUCACCCAUCUCAACGGCGGGUUCGAGCAGCUUCGAAGAGUUUUACCGUGGGCGUAUCGUGGUGGUCGUCGAGUGAGCAAAGUCGACACGCUUCGAGCGGCGAUCUCGUACAUCCGAUUCUUACAGAGUAUGCUGGUGGGAGUAGAGUUGUCGCCCACGGAGACGUUACGGCUACGAAAUGGAAUAGUUCUUGAGAACACCAUAAGGAUCGUUCAGAGUGUUCAGAAAGCCCCCUACCCUGUCCUACCACCGGGGUAUCGCUUUGUCAACCCACCACCAAUACCACCACUACAACCACUACCACCACCGCCACCACCAUCAUCACAUCCAACGCCAGCACAUCACACAUCCACAGGGCCCCGCCCUUCUCUUCCACCACUACCAGCAACAGGGGAGUGUCAUGCUCUACCAGUACCAGUAGCACCAGGACCGCGCCCUUCAUUACUACUACCAACCACGGUACCACACCCCAUUCUUCCCCCACCACCACCACCGCCACCAUCGGGACCACACCCCUGUCUACCGGUGCACCAUAUACCUUUCCCAGUGUUACACCCACAGCCUCGGGCCGAUCUACCUCCCGUCUUGCAAAUGCGAUCUGGGUACGAUGGACAUCCUGUACAAACGGUGAGCAACAAAAGAAACAUCAGCAUCAGCCACAACAAUGAAAAGAGGAGCAAUAACAACAACUGCAGCAACAGGAACAGCAACAACAACGACAAAACACCAGCUGCAGCAACGUCAAAAGAAGCAACAAUAACGACAUGA
Lytechinus pictus (painted urchin) is the source of this 2964-nucleotide messenger RNA. RefSeq lists its product as uncharacterized. Gene Ontology annotation, molecular function: RNA polymerase II transcription regulatory region sequence-specific DNA binding; protein dimerization activity; DNA-binding transcription factor activity, RNA polymerase II-specific. Bases 175 to 2964 code for a protein of 929 amino acids. NCBI's taxonomy places the organism in Eukaryota, Metazoa, Echinodermata, Echinoidea, Temnopleuroida, Toxopneustidae. The record is from RefSeq and is a predicted model, not a curated record. Gene Ontology annotation, biological process: regulation of transcription by RNA polymerase II; developmental process. The transcript has 4 exons.